Messenger RNA from Doryrhamphus excisus (bluestripe pipefish), 3785 nucleotides. RefSeq names its product proline rich transmembrane protein 4a (gene prrt4a). Lineage: Eukaryota; Metazoa; Chordata; Actinopteri; Syngnathiformes; Syngnathidae. The record is from RefSeq and is a predicted model, not a curated record.
UGGAGAGGGGGGGCAUAGAGCUGCAUGUACAAAAAUCACACAGUGAGAGUGCAGCUAUACAGUGUUGAAGUGCGACAUGUUGGGAGAAUCCGCAGAGGACUGGGUUAUAGAUGAGGUGUGUAAAGAUCAACUAAAAUCUUCUCCAAGAUGUGAUUAAGGAAUUUCCGAGGCUCUCAUCAUGCUGUUUCUGUGGAAUCCUUAUCAUCUCUCUUCUUACUUGUGGUGGCUUCUCUCUUUUCAUGUCACAAUCCUAACCGGAGAACAUUCCAAGGAGCAACUCUCACAUGGGACUCAUGAAUUGGGUUCAGUUCUAGGCGAAGACACGUUUCAACACUCCUCCAGUCCAUCUCUGAGUUGGGAAGAUGAUCGACAGGGAGUUCUGGGGGAAUAUAGCGAUGCAGAGCUGAUCCCAGAGAUGACACAGUUGCAUCAAAGUGACAGGGAAGCAACGAUGCCAACAGAAAGUACCGGAGAACAUACUCAAACAACAGCUUCUUCCCCUGGACGACCUCUCCUGACUACAAAUGGAUCUAUAUUCCAUUCCACAAAGCCUGGAGAACAUCAGUCAACUUUUCAGGGCUGGGAAGAACCCCCCGAUAGGCAGGUUCUACUCCUUCUAUCUGGUUCACUUUCUCCAAAUGUUCCAAAUCAGGAUCUUACAUCUAACACUAGACCUGCACCGGGUGCUGAGGAGAGCACCAUAACCAGCAGAAGGGGAUUGACUGUUACAACAAAGGCAGUAGAAGAUACAGAGGAUGUGGUUCUGAUCAGGGGAGCUAACAUGGAGACAGAAAAGGAUGCCUCAAAAGAUGGUGAUGAUAAUGUAAAAGUCCCAGAAUCUAAUGGCCCUCUCCAGACAGACGAAGACACCAACAAGACGUCAGUCAAACCCUGGGGAACAACCAUCCAAACAUGGACUUCCAUUGACUUUGAUGAUUUUACACCCAGUGACUCAUUGGGUCCCUCUCUGGCUCACAGUGCAGCCCUUUUUGUCCCUCUGUACUCUGACUGGAAUUCUGCCCUUGCCACAUGGGGAUUUGCCUGGGAAGCCCACAUCUACGGUCUUGGUUCGGUUUUUACGGUGUUUGGCCUGAUCUCUGUGGUCUCCCUGUUAGGACUUCCCUUCCGGUGUCCAUCUGGAAGCCCCUACUUCAUCCUCCUGCACUUGUUCCUCCUAGGAUUCACAGGAACUCAGGCUUUCUGUUUGCUCUAUGACGCUUACAGUCACCAAGAUCGUCUUCCACCUUUGAGCUCUCUUCUGCUUUCCCAACUUCCCUUCCCUUGUUUGACCUCUGCAUUCUCCUUGGCCUUCUUCAUUCUUUCCCUGCGUUCACGCAAGCGUCUUUCCCUUUCACUUGCCAUUUCUCCCUCACUGUCCGCCCUCCCCAAACCUUGCCUCUUACUAUGUUUAUCCCUGAUGCACUUUUGUGCUUCUCUGGGAUGCAUUGGCCUUCUCCAACUCUUCCCCAGCGUCCCCACUGUCAUUCUCCUGCUCCCUCAUGGUGUGUUUGUGUGUCUCACACUCUUCCUCUCAUGCGCCUACGUUAUCUUUUUCUGUCUUAUACAAGUUGACACAAAACACAUUUAUAGGCUGAAUGACAAUGGGGAGUGUGGAGGAUCUCCUGAUAUGAUUCAACCCACAAGUUGCCCCUUCGCCAAUGUGGAAGAUUGGAGUAGAGCGGCAAGUGCUGGAGUAGAGGCCACCUUGUGUUUGUUAGGAUGUGGAGGUCUACAGCUUUACGGAAUCUUACACACCCUUGGUAUGGGUGGGGUGGAAAGCUACGGCUUCCUACCUUGGCCUUGGUGGGGCUAUCAGAUCGGAUGUCGGCUAUGUGAGGCUGGUGUGUGUCUCGGUUUGUCUCUCAUUGGUACGCAUCCUCUAUUUUGCCACAGCAAGUCCUUAAAGACUCAUCCCAGACCAGGAUCUUGGUCUCGACUUUCCUGCGGCUCCCCCUCACGAGGGCCAACCCUCCCUUCUCCAGGUGGCACAAAUUCUCCUGUGCUUUCCUGGUCACAAAACCAACCAGAAAAGAUGGUAGUGUGUGAUGUCAUCACAAAGGGACAAUCAGAGAAUCUUCCUUUAAGCUCUGUGGUGGAUCCUCCUGGAUAUGGAUUUGGAUCUGUCUCAAUGCCUUGCCAAAACCAAGCUUUACCACAAACAAGUCCACCUCGGCCUAAAAAUGCACUAGAAAUGCAGCUGUCCUCCCAGAUAAGUCUAGGACUGGGCGCUGACUCUACCGGGGACUUACGGCCUCCAUCUCCUAUAGACUUGUCUCGCAGCAUUGACCAGGCUCUGUUCAGUGAAUCCUUAUUCACUCACAGUAUAUUUGGUCUGCAAAGACUCUUUCCGAGUUCCUCCAGCCAUUCACUGGGAUCUCCCAAGCAAGGUCCAUCAAAACAAGGGUCUUCCUCGGUGGAAAGUUCUCUUUAUAGAACCUCUUCCUGUGGAAAUUUGGAUCAAGAGGACACUAAAGCUUCCAAGCCUUAUGUUUUACUGAAAUCCCUCAACAACAAACCACCAAUGUCACAGGAACAGUUUGAUUGGAAAGGGAGUGUCUCUGGAUCAACUUUGGGUCUCUGCAAUAAAUCCAAAGAUGCAGGAAAACUGCGAUCUAAUUCCUGGGCGAACAGAGGGCAACAUAUUGCACAGAACAGCCUUCCACGUGCCAUCCCUCACUUGUCUUAUCACAGACGUUACCGAACUUUGAGCGUAGCCUCCAAAGACAGCUUGGGAUGUGGACGACUGGCAGGGACUAGACAACUGAGUGAGAGCAAACAGCUAGAAUGGGAUUUGGCUGUACAAGCAGAGUUUGUCAACGUGUGCAGGCAAAUUGAUGCUUUUAGCGUUUGCAGUGACACCAUUGAUUUGUAACCAUAGCAUUGUCUCUUUUUAAUCUCUUCUGUUAUUCUACUACUUUAAGAAAUAUAUGAUAACGUAUAAUUUAACUCACAGAAAAUGUGUCCAUAGAAAAAUAAUUACAGACAAAAAUGUGAAGAAUUUCUACAAUACAUAAACCCUAAGUUAUUUUUCACGUAUUUUGAAUUUAAUUGGCUCCGUACUGUACAUAUUUAAUAUUGAUAUAAUAAAUAUGACAUUUCCAGCAUCAUGUUGGUAAUUGUUGUGGAGUCCAGUGAGUUUUGCCUGCUUUUUCAAACGUCACUGUUCUGUAUAAAACGCUAAAUGGGGGGCAACCAUGCGAUUUUCUGUCUUUGGCUGAAGUACCAGAGCCAUAACAGAGGCGGAGUACUGCAUGUGUAUAUGGGUAUUCCUCAAUGCCAGGACCUGGGUGUGAAUAAAAUUGACACUGUCCCAUCUUUCAUCAUCAAAGAUAUUGUCAAUCAGUGUCAUCUAUUUAAUUCAGAUAAAAGGUGUACAUUCCAGCAGUCACAAACAAUAGCUCCUUUAAGGCGCUAGCAGCAGUUACAUACUAAUACAUUUUACAUAUUUGUACAGGUUUAUUAUUUGUUCCUUCUGCCAUACAGCAGCUCAUUUUAUUUAAGAGUUUACCACAAUAUCCUGAGUGAGGUCACGUACUAUACUGUACAUAUGUACCAUUUGGAGAAAAUGACCCUGAAUAUGCACUGUGCAGUGCAGUAAAAUCUAAUGAACAAAUGCAAAUGUACAUAUUUUCUCCCCCAGCAUGGCUUAAAAUUCUAAAAAAAAAAAAAAAAAACAUCCUUCCAUAAAAUGACUUUUUUGUGAUGCUGUCCUCUGGUGAUGAAAUAAAAUUAAGUCAAAACACAAUGUUGUUGCCUCUUUUUGUAAAAAAAAAAAAAAAAAAAAA